CGGCUAUUGUCAUCUGGGCUUUUCGGUUUACUUGUAUUUUGUUCUUAAUUUUAGCAGUGGAAUCUCACUUUGUACGAGUUUGAGUGCCUGAGGAUUAUAUAAGAGAGGUCUGUUAAUGUGUACUUGCUGAAUCAUAUUGUGAACUGAAACAUAUACCGUUCUUUGGUGUUUCGAUUCUGGGCUGUGGGGCUAGAUGGCUUCUUGGGAGCCGCUGGUUUGGUACUGUAAACCAGUGGCCAAUGGAGUAUGGGCAAAAGAACUGGACACCGCAUUUGGAGCGUACACCCCUUGUGCCAUUGACUCCCUAGUGAUUUGUGUAUCUUAUUUGGCACUCUUCGGGCUAUGCAUCUACCGGAUAUGGUUGAUAAAGGAUCCAAAAGCUCAAAAGUACUGUCUAAGGACAAAGUACUACAACUACAUACUGGGACUGCUUGCUGCUUAUUGUACAGUUGAGCCUAUGUUCAGACUGGUGAUGGAUAUUUCACCAUUUAACCUGGAUGGGGAGACCGGCGUUGCUCCCUUUGAGAUGGUUUCUUCGGUCGUUGAAGCUCUCUCCUGGUGCUCCAUGCUCAUUAUGAUUGGCUUGGAAAUUAAAAUAUACAUUCGGAAGUUCCGAUGGUAUGUGAGGUUUGGAGUCCUUUAUGUUUUGAUAGCGGAAUGCGUAGUGCUAAAUCUCAUUCUUCCAGUGAGUGCUAAUGCCGCCAGAGUGGCCUUCUACAUGUCUGUGGGCACGUUUAUAUGCAAGGUUUUAUUCGGAAUUCUUCUUCUGUUUCAUUUGCCCACAUUGGAUCCAUAUCCUGGUUAUGUUAUGCUGGAACCUGAGACCAUUGACAAUGGCGAGUAUGAGGCCCUCCCUGGAGAAGAGCAAAUUUGUCCAGAGAGGCACGUGAAUAUCUUUUCCCGUAUAUAUUUUGGAUGGAUGACCUCACUUAUGCGGCAAGGCUACCAUAAACCCAUCACUGAAAAGGAUGUCUGGAAAUUAGAUGCAUGGGAUCAGACUGAAACACUGAUUAAUAAGUUUCAGAAAUGCUGGAUUGAAGAAUCUAAAAAGAAAAACCCAUGGCUGUUAAGAGCUCUAAAUAAUAGCCUUGGAGCAAGGUUUUGGCUGGGAGGACUAUUUAAGAUUGGCAACGAUCUUUCUCAAUUUGUGGGGCCUGUUAUCUUGAACCAGCUAUUACAGGAAGAAUAUCACCAACCUGCAAGAUUUAGGUGGAGCCAGCGACCAAUCCAUAGAAGACCCGGUGACCUCGUCAUCCAGCGUCCUUCAGGGUCGUUGGCCUCGCCAGUCCUCAUCAAUCGGCAUCCUCGCCAUUUGCCGACAUCAUCUUUGGAAAUGGAGGAAACAGAGGUCGAUAUGUGCGCGACCGUGACCUGUGCAACAUCGGGGAGAUUGAGCGAUUUCCGAGUUUCCAACUGCUCCGGUGGACCUGGGAGACUUCAAGGAGAGAGGUCGACGGCGAGAUUGGACGAAAUCGGGGAGAGAGAGCGACGGCGGCAAGGUUUGACCGGCGGUGAGGAUGGUCAAUGCAGCGUGGGGAUCCUGCUUGGAUUGGUUAUGCUUAUGCUUUCUCAAUUUUUAUUGGUGUGGUAUGGAUUCUAUCUCAUACUUCAUUAACAAUAUCAUAAGUUGGCUACUACAUGUCUAGCACAACACCUUUGUUGCUUCCAAGUACAUUACAUAAAAGGGCCAAACUAUGAAAUUUUCCAUAUACAUCUUCAUUACUGGCUAUAUCUCCAAUUUUUGACAGCUUAUGCUGAUGCUGGGUCAUGUGAUAUAGUCCUUAUGUAAUCGCGUCGAGUCCUUUCUUUUUUCAUGAAUGCAGAACUAAUUUAGGAAAACUGACUAGGCAUAAGAUGAAAACCAUAUUAACAUAAUUGGAGCAGGUAGGAAGACUAUGAAGUUGUACUGCAUGGAACCUGAAAUAACUAUAUGAAUUACUGGCUCUAAUAGUGGGUUAAGUCGUGAAAAGUGGAAAGAAUGCUUUUCUUCUCUCAGAUCAUAAAACCAACCAACCCCAUGUAUCUGAAGCCAUGCCAAUACAGAUACUGAAGUGAUGUCUACUUUGAUCAGCCUUCUCUGAUGUCAGCUAUGUUAUGCUUCUAUUUGAGAUGUUAAGGCUGUAGGGCCAUUAAGGUUGAUAAUAGCGCUUUAUUAUAUUAUUAUUGGUUUAUUCACUUUAUGUUUCUAUGAUAUCAACUCUGGUAUGGUUUCCAAUUUGUCAUAUUGUAUGGGUUUUAUUAUCAGCAUGAAGUGUAGAUUCUUGGGCUUUCUUGUUUUUAUUUUUGCUCCAUGGAUGGAUCUGUAUUUAAUCUGCCUCAGAAAUCCUCCGAGCCUAUUUGGAAGUUGGUGCUUUCCCAAAUGAGAAUAUGAGAUCCAUUCAUUGAUGGAGCAUCAUCCUUUCGUAAUGCAGGUGGCUGCCAUAUUCCGUAAAUCGUUGAGACUAACUCAUGAGGCCCGCAAGAACUUCCCAACUGGGAAGAUCACAAAUAUGAUCACGACAGAUGCCAAUACAAUCCAGCAAGUAUGCCAACAACUUCAUAAUUUGUGGUCAGCGCCAUUCAGAAUCACCUUGUCUAUGAUACUUCUCUACCAGCAAUUGGGUGUUGCUUCUCUCCUUGGAUCGUUACUCCUCAUUCUCAUGAUCCCUGUACAGUAAACACCAACAGACAGCUGUGAUUAGCAAAAUGAGAAAACUAACCAAGGAAGGUUUGCAAAGGACAGAUAGGAGAGUCAGCCUCAUGAAUGAAAUCCUUGCAGCAAUGGAGACUGUGAAAUGUUAUGCUUGGGAGAAAAGCUUCCAGAAUAGAGUUCAAGGUCUACGGGAUGAUGAGCUGUCAUGGUUUCGCAGGGCCCAGUUGCUUGCUGCUUUCAAUAGUUUUCUGCUCAACAGCAUGCCAGUUGUUGUGACAUUGGUUUCAUUUGGAACUUUCACCUUACUCGGCGGAGACUUGACACCUGCUAGGGCAUUUACAUCACUCUCUCUGUUUCAAGUGUUACGGUUUCCUUUGAACAUGCUUCCUAACUUAUUAAGCGCGGUUGUAACUGCAAAUGUCUCAGUCCAACGGUUGGAGGAACUAUUUAUGGCAGAAGAGAGAACUCUGGAAUUGAAUCCACCGCUUGAGGCAGAACUUCCUGCCAUCUCUAUCAAGGAUGGACAUUUUUCGUGGGAUUCAAAGGCAGAGAGGCCUACAUUGUCAAAUAUAAAUCUAGAUAUACCAGCUGGAAGCUUAGUUGCAAUAGUUGGUGGAACUGGAGAAGGAAAGACGUCGCUUAUCUCAGCAAUGCUUGGAGAACUGCCUGCUGUAGCCAAUACUAGUGUUGCGAUUAGAGGAACUGUCGCUUAUGUUCCUCAAGUUUCUUGGAUUUUCAAUGCUACUCUGCGAGAGAACAUAUUGUUUGGAUCUACAUACGAACCUGAGCGAUACUGGAGAACAAUUGAUGUGUCUGCCUUACAUCAUGAUCUCGACAUACUUCCUGGCCACGAUCUAACAGAGAUAGGAGCAAGAGGAGUGAAUAUCAGUGGUGGUCAAAAGCAAAGGGUUUCGAUAGCUAGGGCUGUGUAUUCGAAUUCAGACGUAUACAUAUUUGAUGACCCUUUAAGUGCCCUAGAUGCUCACGUUGGUCGCCAGGUAUUCAACAAAUGCAUCAAGGAAGAGUUGCAAGGAAAGACUAGGGUUCUUGUGACGAACCAGCUACAUUUUCUUCCUCAUGUGGAUAAGAUCAUUGUUGUGAGCGAAGGAACUGUUAAGGAGGAGGGAACCUUCGAGGAGCUCUCCAAAAGUGGCACGUUAUUCCAAAAGUUGAUGGAGAAUGCUGGGAAGACGGAAGAAAUGCAAGAAGAACAGGAGGUGCACGAAGAAGAGCUGGACAGCACAAAUGUUGAGCAUGGAAGGUCAAAUCCCACUAAUGGAGUGCAUGAGUUGACACAGAAUACAGGAUAUAAUAGUAAGAGUGGGAAAAGAGGGAAGUCAGUGCUAAUAAAGCAAGAGGAAAGGGAGACUGGCAUUGUUAGUUGGAAAGUAUUGGACAGGUACACGACUGCAUUAGGGGGUAUGCUGGUGGUUAUGGUAUUGUUCACAUGCUACACAUUAACUGAAGUUCUUCGAAUUUCAAGCAGUCAAUGGUUAAGCAUUUGGACGAACCACAGCGAUUCAGAAAGCUACAAUCUUCCAUUUUUCCUCUCGGUUUAUGCACUUCUGUCACUGGGCCAGGUAAGCGUUACACUGGGAAACUCUUAUUGGUUGAUCACUUCAAGUCUACGUGCCGCCAAAAGACUCCAUGAUUCUAUGCUAGCAACCCUCCUACGAGCUCCUAUGCUGUUCUUCCACACCAACCCACUUGGCAGGGUAAUUAACAGGUUUGCAAAGGAUCUUGGGGAAAUAGAUCGCAAUGUUGCCGGUUUUGCCAACAAUUUUCUGAACCAAGUCUGGCAGCUCCUUUCCACAUUUGCCUUAAUAGGCAUCGUGAGCACUCUGUCUUUGUGGGCCGUAAUGCCUCUUCUCAUCUUGUUUUAUUCAGCCUAUUUAUUCUAUCAGACCACUUCCCGUGAAGUGAAACGCUUGGAUUCCAUAACCAGAUCCCCAGUUUAUGCACAAUUCGGAGAAGCGCUAAAUGGCCUGUCCAGCAUUCGUGCCUACAAGGCCUACGAUCGUAUUGCCGAUAUCAACGGCAAAACAAUGGACAACAACAUCAGAUUCACCCUUGUGAACAUCAGUUCCAAUCGCUGGCUCACCAUAAGACUGGAGACGCUGGGAGGAGUCAUGAUCUGGUUAAUAGCCACCUUCGCAGUCUUGGAGAAUCAAAAAGCCGAAAACAGGAUUGCAUUCGCUUCUACCAUGGGCCUACUGCUGACUUACACUCUCAACAUUACUAGUUUGUUGAGCGGUGUGCUGAGAUCGGCGAGUCGAGCCGAGAAUAGCUUCAAUGCUGUUGAGCGUGUGGGCGAAUACAUGGAGUUGCCCUCAGAGGCUCCGGCAGUUAUCGAGAGCAAUCGUCCCCCACCUGGAUGGCCUUCAUCAGGUUCAAUAAAGUUCUCAGAUGUUGUCCUGCGUUACAGGCCAGAACUUCCACCGGUGUUGCAUGGAUUAUCGUUUGCGGUUGCUCCGAGUGAGAAGCUUGGCGUGGUUGGAAGAACUGGAGCGGGGAAGUCCAGCAUGCUGAAUGCAUUGUUCAGAAUUGUGGAGGCUGAGAGGGGAGAGAUCGUGAUUGAUGGAUGUAAUGUUGGGAAAAUUGGGCUCAUGGAUCUUCGGAAAGUUCUUACUAUCAUACCACAAGCACCGGUUCUUUUCUCUGGAACUGUGAGAAUGAAUCUGGAUCCAUUUAGUGAACAUAAUGAUGCAGACCUCUGGGAGGCACUGGAAAGGGCACAUCUAAAGGAUGUGAUAAGGAGCAAUGCUUUGGGUCUGGAUGCUGAGGUUUUGGAGGGAGGAGAGAACUUCAGUGUUGGACAGAGACAGCUAUUGAGUUUAGCUCGAGCAUUGCUACGAAGAUCGAAAAUUCUUGUACUUGAUGAAGCAACUGCUGCUGUUGAUGUGAGAACUGAUGCGCUCAUACAGAAAACAAUCAGAGAAGAGUUCAAGUCCUGCACAAUGCUUGUAAUUGCUCACAGAUUGAAUACUAUCAUUGACUGCGACAGAAUUCUCGUGCUUGAUGAUGGCCGGGUAAAAGAGCAUGCUAGUCCGGAGGAACUGCUUUCAAACGUAGAGAGUGCGUUCUACAAGAUGGUGCAGAGUACUGGAUCAGCAAAUGCUCAAUAUCUAAGCAGCUUGGUAUUUGAAGCCAAAGAGAGCAAGUUCAACGGGAAUGAAAAGACCAAGAACCUAGAUUGGCAGAGGAAAUGGCUUGCUUCCUCGAGAUGGACAGCUGCUGCUCAGUUUGCACUAGGUGUUAGUCUCACUUCUUCAACAAAUGACCUUCAGAGUUUAGUUGUUGGAGAUCGCAACGACAUUCUCAGGAGGACGAAAGAUGCUGUCUUAACCCUUCAGGGAGUGCUGCAAGGGAAGCAUGACGAAGUAAUAGAUGAUACUCUCCAGCAGCAUGAUCUCCCCAGAGAAAGAUGGUGGUCGACUCUCUACAGAAUAGUUGAAGGUAAUCACAGAUUGCAUUCUGCGGAUACAUUAUUUUGGCCAGAAUAGUGCAUCUGACAGUUCAUAUCUGAUCCAUACCCUUGUUUUGUUUAUCUUUAUCAGGUCUAGCAAUGAUGAGCAGGCUGGCUAAGAACAGGAAUCCAGUUUCAGCCAAGAAAAAUGGUUGUUUUGACAUUUUUUGGACUAGAUUGUUCCAACUUGAUAAUUGAUAGAAUGAACGUUGAGGUAUGCCACAUGAACAGAUGUAUAAUACAAAUUGUAAUGGAAAUUUCGAGCAGUGGGCU
Messenger RNA from Linum tenue, 6371 nucleotides. The record is from the annotation of a GenBank genome assembly. NCBI's taxonomy places the organism in Eukaryota, Viridiplantae, Streptophyta, Magnoliopsida, Malpighiales, Linaceae.